This is a messenger RNA of Ramularia collo-cygni, 765 nucleotides long. RefSeq names its product probable dehydrogenases with different specificities (related to short-chain alcohol dehydrogenases). The transcript is spliced from 5 exons. The record is from RefSeq and is a predicted model, not a curated record. The coding region runs from base 1 to 765 and encodes 254 amino acids. Lineage: Eukaryota; Fungi; Ascomycota; Dothideomycetes; Mycosphaerellales; Mycosphaerellaceae. Gene Ontology annotation, molecular function: oxidoreductase activity.
AUGCCGAUCGACAACGAGAUUCCUGGAAGGCUUGCGCUGGUGACGGGAGCGAGUGGUGGAAUCGGCGCAGCUUGCGCCCGCGACCUCUUUGCACAAGGGGCUUCUCUUGCCUUGACGUACUCUUCGAACAAAGCUUCCGUGGAUAUUCUAAUCGAAGAGCUCAAGCCAAACGCGAACGGCCGGAUUCUGUCUUCACAUAAAGCCGACAUGGCAUCGGACGAUGAUCUCAAGAGGCUCUUUGACGAGAUUUACUCGGAGCACGGCCAGGGUGUGGACAUUCUGAUCGCCAAUGCUGGCCACGGCAAGCGAGUGAGUAACAUCCUCGACAUUGAGAUCGAAGAAUGGGACUACACCAUCAAUGUCAACCUUCGAGCGAGCUUCAUCCUCACCAAGCUUGCUGUAAAGCACAUGAUUGAGAAGAACUGGGGUCGGAUCGUGUACAUCUCCUCCAUCGCCGCUGGAGGAACGUCAAUAAAUGGUUGCCACUACUCGGCAAGCAAAGCAGGUGUUCAAGGCCUGUCAAAAAACCUGGCGUUGAAGCUUGCAAAGAAUGGAAUCACCUGCAAUGAUGUCGCCCCUGCGAUGAUUACAGGUACAGGUAUGAUCCCGAAUGAAGAAUUCUUGAAGGGAACGCCAGGAGAUGUGGCAGGGAUUCCUGUGGGAAGGUCCGGUUCGACUCAAGAGUGCGCCAAUGUGGUGACGAUGCUCUGCAAGACGGGCUAUAUGACAGGCCAAUCCAUCUUGAUCUCCGGAGGGCUGAAGUGA